Molecule: messenger RNA, 1240 nt
Organism: Prunus mume (Japanese apricot)
Lineage: Eukaryota; Viridiplantae; Streptophyta; Magnoliopsida; Rosales; Rosaceae
Source: RefSeq, a predicted model, not a curated record
UGCAUAAUUUUCCUUUGUUAUAUUUUUUAUUUUUUAAAAUUUUAUUUUUAAGUAUAAAAAUAAAUGGUAAAUCCAGCCGUUACCAAAUUAUACAGAUGACAAUUUUUGAGUGGGAGUAUCACCAACUGACAUGGUGAUAUGAUACCUUUCUAUAAUUUCUCUAGGAUGGACUUAGUAUAAGUUGUUGGAAUUUGAAUCCAGGAAAAACUCUGGAUUCUGCAUAGCAUAGGACUCGCAGAGGCAAACCAAAUAUAUUAUAUAAUGUAAGCUUACCCCAUCUCUCUCUCUCAUCACUAAUUUACACUAAUAAAAACUGAUUAUGGAUGCUGCUCAUGCUUAUGGAGACAACGACAACAAGCCUCGAUUCGAUUGUGCGUUGGUAUUAGUCAUCGCCAUCGUCUUCCUUAUCACCGUCGGCAUUGUAGCCACCGUCGUCUGUGGCGUCGCCAAGGAGCUUGCAAUCAAUCCUGUAGACCCCACGUUCCAUCUCCAAUAUGCCACCGUGUCCCUCCUCAACUUGUCCGCCUCGGAAUUCACCACCGCGUGGGACGUUACGCUCGUUGCGUCCAACCCCAACCACAAGCUCAACAUUUCCUACGACAGCCUGCAGGCCACCGUCUUCUACGGAACGGACCACAACGAAAGAGGCAGAGUCUUGCUCGCGACAAAGCCGGUGCCGCAUCCGCUAGAGUGUUUAACCACAAAGGCCAGUACCACUCUACGUUUCAAAAUCGAAACGGUGUCCGCGUACGUCGGUGAUGUCGUGGCCAGGGAAAUCUCGGACGGGAGAGCUCGUGGAAUGGUGAGGUUUGAGCUCAACAUGUUGGGCUGGUAUAAAUAUACCUCGUACAUGACAAAUGCCAGAAUGUUUCAGGCCUCGUUCAAACUGUUCAGGUUUGGAUUUUUGCCGGGUAAUUGGACCGGGUCACUGGCAGGAACGGGUCUGUCAAGUGAGCCUUAUCGGAUAAUUCCUAAGUAUUGUAUUAUAUAGUGGAGCAUUGGAUAGGAUAAGCAUGGUUGAAGGAACAUUGAAGUUGCUUCCAAUUGGACCUCUUGUACCAGGAACAAUCCUAUUUAGAAUUGGAUUCCAUUUUCUUAAAACAACUUCUUUCAUCCCCAACUUCUAUUCUAAUAUUAUUUUUUUGUGCGAAGAUUUAUGCUAUAUUUUGGAUUUCUUCGAAUGUGGAUUCAGAUUUUUUAAAAUUUAUUCUUAUUUUGAUAUUAAAAUUGUGUUAUCACU